GAAAUUCUGAGAUACGAUGAGCGCCUGUCAAGCAAUCACGUUUUAUCAUUCUUGCGGCUGCAAGUCAAAUAAAGAUCUGGUCUACUUUUGCACCACGCCUAACUGCCAGCAUGAGGCAUCAAAUCUUGUUGUUGGGGGUCUUCCGUUUGCUUGUGGAUCGCAGCAGGGGCGGUCUGAAGCAUGUAAAGUUGAAGACAAGGCAAAGAAGGAAUUUGUCAGGGAAGUAGACACGGCAGACAAGCUCCAAGAACUCAUGGUUCUCCCAGAAUGUACCAAGGAAGACAUUACCGCUUUAGUAUCACCCUGGACUGGGUCGCUGACUCCGGAUGGGGAGUUUUAUAGCCAUUAUCGACGAAGGCAUGCGGCGGAAUCAGAUGACUCUCCUUCGAAAGAAGCACCCCCUUUUAGUAUCAAUUCCAGUACGGAAGAAGCUGAUGUCGAGAAGGUUGGGCAAGAAUUAUGGGGGCAUUCCAAAGUCGGGGAUGAAGCUAACCGUAGCAGCGAAGACACGAAGGUAGGUUCUAGUCUGCAAGAUGAACAGGAGGAAUACAAUGGGGAUAUCAAGGGCGACUCUCUAGAGGAUGAGCUAUUUGUAAUAGGUGACGAGGACGACGGAGAUGAGUUCGUGGAUGUUGAGCUUGAUGAUGAUUACGAUAUUUACGAAGACGUCGAUAUUGAUAAGAAUUUGGAGAGCUAUGGAGAGCACGAAGGUAAGGCUAAUGUCGAAGACGACUUGCAGAGUAAUAUCGAAAAAGAUACCCAACACACCACCCACGGCAGUAUGAGCAACGCAGAGGUAAGUGCCAACGUAGCAGAAUACACCACCGAGACUUGUACGACGGAAAAGGAGAAGCAACGUAAUAUGAGCAUUCUCCCUUAUACAGGAGCCGUCGAAGCUUUUCGCAGCACAUUUAGCCCCGUCCACGACAGAUUCGGCGAGAUGGAGAUGACAGACGAUGUUAUCGACUUCCUCAUCGCCACUAAGGAGAGUGAGCCUAGCGAGCCCAAUGAGCCAGAGAGAAAGAAGACGGCGGUAGAAAGGUUCUGGUCGUGCUUUAGUAUGUAUAAAUAGGUGGCUUAUAGUUUGAGUAAGGGACUGGGAUUGAAAUUUAAUAAUAAAGUUAUCAACAGCGUGAUAUUGCCAAACCGAUGUGCCUUCGAAAUAUUCUAAUGUCUCUACGCCGAACCCUUGCAGAUUCACAUCACCCCAUCAGACGUUCGUGAAGAGGCCAGGGGGUCCUAUCGGAAUUUUCUACCCUCUCCACAGCAUCUACCCAUUUCUCGACUAUCUCGUAAGCAGAUUCGUUGUCGCAAUUCUGCACCGCAGCCUCGUAGUC
Annulohypoxylon maeteangense is the source of this 1337-nucleotide messenger RNA. RefSeq lists its product as uncharacterized. NCBI's taxonomy places the organism in Eukaryota, Fungi, Ascomycota, Sordariomycetes, Xylariales, Hypoxylaceae. The transcript has a single exon. Bases 17 to 1072 code for a protein of 351 amino acids. The record is from RefSeq and is a predicted model, not a curated record.